Molecule: messenger RNA, 2259 nt
Organism: Pleurotus ostreatus (oyster mushroom)
Lineage: Eukaryota; Fungi; Basidiomycota; Agaricomycetes; Agaricales; Pleurotaceae
Exons: 6
Coding region: 1-2259 (752 amino acids)
Cellular component (GO): actin cortical patch
Molecular function (GO): phosphatidate phosphatase activity
Source: RefSeq, a predicted model, not a curated record
AUGAACCCGCCCACAGCCUGGAGAUCUUUGGUAGCGGAAUCGUCGCGCCGCAGCAUAUCAUCUCUAAGGAAUUUGAAGGUCGCUGCCAAACAGUCGCUCGAGCGGCUGGACAGCCCGGGCCCGGGCGCGAGAAGCAUCCAGGAUGGCCGGCAGAGCUGGAGAGAUUGGGCAGGGGAGAAGAUCAGGUCACGGCGGUUUCGAGGUAGUGAGAAGGAGGGCCCUGACGAACGAAUCUCUCUGUUUCCAGGCUGGGCGGCGAAGCGGUAUCGCGACAUUGGGAACCAGAAUUUGCCAGAAGCGUUUGAGGUCGAUGUGUUCGUGUCGGGGUAUGCUUCAAGCCACAAGUCGCCGGCGAACGCGAGUCGCUCUCAGCGCGCGUUCAUGCGACUGGCGAAGAGUUUCGCCGCCCUCCCAAAGCUUAUGGCCGAUGUAGCAGACCCUGAAUCUGAGCCAUCAACGCCUUUAUCACGGUCGACGGAGGACUUGCUUGCAACUGUGAAACUACCGCCUAGACCUUCAGAAAUAACGGAGGACUACGAGGUCCAAUUGCUAGAGCAGACCCUUAAACGCGCCAAGCACGAGGAGUCCACCGACAGCCUCCCCUCGCCUGGGGACCGCUUGCCUUUCACAGCCAAUCCCGCACUACUUCUGAAUCCCGCGUCAAUACCUUUGGCGGUCGCUGCUGACCUUCGCAAGCUCCAUGAGAACCUCGAAUCGAGGUUGCGCCCUUUCUGGUCGUCCGUAUUAUCGGUUCGAACUGUCCGUGUUAGUAUAUUUGCGGUUUCACAGCAAAGAAACCAGGAGGACUAUGGCGGUAAUAUUGCGCUGGCUUCGAAGGAGUUUGUCACCACUACAGACGGCAGCUUCCAGGGUCAUCUCUCUCUACGCUGGGAAGACCUAUGCCAACAUCCAACCGGCCUCCAAAUCGCGUUUGGAGACGUUAUUGCUGAGCACGACCUCCUUGUCCGAGCUGAACUUCUUCCUCCCCCUCCGUCCUCUCGCACGCCCUCGCCUUCCCCCUCAUCUGACGAUUCAUCGCCAACGGAACGAAACAGGCCGCCCUAUCCCGUCUACAAACCUCAUGUAAUGAAGCUCCCCGAACCCCCCAUUGAAGAUCAGGAGCCAACAGCAGUGUCAACCUUGCACGUACCGAUAACACAUUCACCAAUUCGUGUCAUCUCUGAUAUCGACGAUACGGUCAAGCGGUCAAACAUCGUUGACGGGGCGCGGGCCGUAUUCCACAAUGUCUUCGUCAAGGAGCUCGACGAUAUAGUGAUACCUGGCAUGGGAGAAUGGUACACUAGCAUGUGGAGUAAAGGCGUUCGAUUCCACUAUGUCUCGAAUGGGCCAUUCGAGCUCCUCCCCGUUGUCAGCGACUUCUUGCAAGUAUCUCAGUUACCUCCAGGCUCGAUCAAACUAAAGUCAUAUGCUGGUCGAUCGUUGUUUAAUGGUCUUCUGUCGGCACCUGCAGCUCGCAAACGUGCAGGGAUCCAAGACAUUCUUGAGGCAUUCCCUACAUCCCGGUUCAUCCUAAUAGGUGAUUCAGGGGAACAAGAUCUCGAGCUUUACGCUGAGUUUGCUAAGGAGCGUCCGGAACAAGUUCUCGGGGUAUUCAUUCGUUACGCUGAAGAGACGGCCGAGAUGAUCCAAGAUCCUACGGGUUGGCAGACAAUUGGGGCUUCAUCUAUACCUGCCUUCAACUGGGCGAAGGCAACACCGUCUGGGCCGACUGUUUCCGACAACCCCCCAGCAACGCCUACUAUGGAGCCUCGCACACCACGCCGCAACACACCGGAUGCUACCGUCACCGAGACACCCAAGCCGAAGCAAUUAUCUUUAUCCAUCCCCGCCCCCUACACCGCGCCCCCUGUUGGGAAGUCAGCCUCGGCGAGAACUGAUAGGCACGGCCCCAUCACAUCCUCUCCCCUCACCUCUGAACCCGAGCGAUACCUGUCUCCGAGCGCACAUAGUGCCACAACGCCAACCAGCGCCAAGUUGUCUGAUGCUUGGAAGAGCAAGACACGCGGAUCGACCGGGUCCAGUGUGUCUGUGCGCCCGGCGUCAAUCUCAUCAUCGACUUCGCCAUCCGUCAGCUCAGCGUAUUUACGGAUGAGCGAGCCAGAGAAAAAGAAGUUUGAUUUGCAGGCGAGGGUGUAUAGGGCUCGCACGCAGAUGCCGGGACAUAUCCCUUUGAGGGUGUUCAGAUCGCCAGAGGAGUGCGUGGAGGCCGAGUUUAUAUUAAGCCGAGAGGGUUUGUAA